This is a messenger RNA of Bursaphelenchus xylophilus (pine wood nematode), 3607 nucleotides long. Lineage: Eukaryota; Metazoa; Nematoda; Chromadorea; Rhabditida; Aphelenchoididae. The record is from the annotation of a GenBank genome assembly.
AUGCGCAAGGCCUCCGUUUCGGCGCAACUCACGGGCUUCGCGCGCAAAUUCUCCGCCGCCAUCGCGCCGCAGCUCACCAAACUCGAUCCCGUCCCGACGCUGUUGCGGCGCAAAAAGUUGUCGAUCAGGAUUGGAAGCAUGACUCAGGUAAGCGAUAAGCUAAAUAAGGGGAAAUUUCUCGCGGAUACUCGCUGAAUCUUUCGGGUUGGCCAAGAGAAAUUCCAAGGGAAGUCCUACAGUAGCGGACCUGACCCAGUGUCAAAAAACAUACCAUUUUUCAUCCAGGAAGUAUCGAAAAUGUGGCAAAAUACCUCCAUUUCCAAGUGAAAGACUUCCGAUUUCAAAAGCGCUCUUUUUGUGAGGGAAAAGGCGCGCUCUUCAAAAAGGAGUUAUUCCACUUGAAGAAGUAAACAUUUUUCCACAUUUCUGAGAGUCUUGACUCGGACUUCAAGAGAAACUUGAAGUCCGAGUUUUUUCACUUGGAGAGGGAGAUAUUUUGCUACAUUUCCGAUACUUCCCGGAAGCGAAAUGGCACGUUUCUUGCCACUGGAUCCGGUCCUCUACCGUACAAUUGCGACCACGUCAAACUGAGAUAAGCUAAAACAGUCCGGUGAACUGGCAACUUGCCAAAAAAAAGACGUGAAAAAACGUUUUGUCGGGGAAGAAAUGGGGAAUUUUUGGGGCGAGAGAGUACGUUUUUGCGCGCCUUUUCUCUGUCUUCUCUGCUAAUCCAGGCGAAGUGUAAAACACCGAUAGCGAAGGGUCACCGGACUCCUCAGUUUGACGUGCGAUGCUCAAAUCUUCAUGAGGAUUGGUAAAAAUUUCAUAUAAAACGUGUGACUUUUUUUACUAAUUCUGGCAUGAAAAGUUACCGCCUAUUUCUACCGAAUAGUUUUGUGUGGCAAUGUAAAGUUAUCAACAAUAAGAAGGGCUCGGCAAAAUUUUGUCCCCUGGUUUUAAAACGUAUACAGUGGGGGACCUAAUCCCGUGGCAAAAAACGUACCAUUUUGCAGCCAGGAAGUAUCAAAAAUGUGGCAAAACACCUCUCUCUCCAAGUGCAAAAACUCAGGUUUCAAAAGCGCGCCCGCUCUUUGAGUGAGGAAAAAGGCCGCGCCCUUCAAAACAAAGUUUUUCACUUGGAGAGGGAAACAUUUUGCCACAUUUUUGAUACCUCCCGGAUGCAAAAUGGAACGCUUUUUUGCCACUGAACCAGGUGGCAAAGACCCACUGUAUGAGUUUUUUUUCGAGCUUGGUAGGCACUCAGGACAAACAUAUAAGCCAUUUUCAGGCUCAAUUUUUACAUUCUUUCAGUUUAGCUGGCAUUACUAAUAAAACAAGAGUCUUUUAAAGUUUCAACCAUCCCCAUAAGGUCAAAUGACAAAACCGAUGUUUUUUUGUAAACAUUACAUUACUUUAGCCUUGUGACAAAAAGAUUCAUAGAUCACUGUUGUCACCAUCUUCUAGAGGGUUCGUUUGUUUACUCUUGGAUACGUAAAACAGAGAGCGCUAUUUACCGAGGUUUUGGAACGAACUUCUCAUUAGAUGACGUUUUUUUUGCUUGCUAUUGUUUUGAAAAAGAGCUUUGAAUAAAGAAAAUUUGCGUAGGCCACAAAAAUCUUUAAAAAAAUUUAAAUUUAUAGCCUUUAGCAGUUUCUACAAGGUCUACAAGAACGGGGUUACCCUCAAAUUUUAUCAUCGAAAUAUCCUAUUUUUCCAAAAUCAUAUUUUUAGCUGCAAACCGCGUUGAAACAGUUCGUUCUCCACAACUCCGCGAACUUUGAUCCCGUCGAGUUCGAGAUUUACGAUGACCAAAUUCAACAGGUCGUCAUGACCGCCCAAUUCUACGCCGAAGAGCUGAUCGUUUUCGAGGGCACGCGCCGCGUUCUGAGCGUGGUGCUCGCCGAAUGCGAUCCGGAUGCGGACAACUUUACGCUCGCCAAAAUCCGACAUCCCAUCUCAGGUAAAACCACCUCAAUUCUUCCGGAAACCAUGAAUUUCCUCGGGAAAAUCAAGUUUUUUUUUGCUGAUUUUAGGAAUAAAAGUCUAUGAAAUGGUCUCGGUUCCAAAUCGAAGUCACCAAUAUUACAUCACGAAUUGCAUGGACGAAACGGCGAAGUGCGAGUUCCAGGUGCACUCCAAUUUCUGGCGCAAACUCUUAUCGACGUGUGGGUUCACGUUCGUCUCGGAUUACUGGACCGUGGAGCAGGACGGGAUUCCUGUUGGAUUUGUAAGUGGUGUGGAUGUCGCGACACAUGUCGCUUUGGUCAUGGGUACCCCAGUCUACUUUUUUGACAUUUAUGGUUAUCUUUCUCCUCUAUGAAUCCUUGAGCAUCUAUCCUAUCAUACAUACAGCCGAGAUAAUCACCGUACCUUUGUUUGUUUAUGCGCGAGAACGCGUAGCAUUGAAAAAGCAGGAAAUUUCAAGCGAAAAAGCGAAUUCUUAAAGAAGUUUUCCUCUUUUGACGGACAAAAAUUUUGAUAUUUUUUAUUAUGAAUCUCUCGGGAAGGUAGUGGCGGGUCGUAGCAGCAAAAUGUUUCGUCUCGUCGAAAAAAAGGGUGUACUUGAGCACCAAAGGUAAAAGUUCCUUAUUUUGGCCACAACUUAUAACUUUGCGGAAACUGGUCGGAAUUAGCCCAAAUUUAGCGUGCACGCUCAAUUCAUCGUUGUCAAUGCCCGAACAGUGGAUUUAGUUAGUGAGGUACCUUCUUUUUUACGUACCAUCUUACCCUUUAAAACGGCUGCAGCCUGUGAUUUUACACUUUAUACGAUGAAACAUGUCCGGAACUAAACUUAUUGCCUCCGUACGGAACUAAAUGAGUCGUCACAGCCUUCUUGGGUACCCUUAAAACUACAGAACUAUUACAGUAAUUCAGUGCCAGCUAGGUCGAAGCGUUUUUUCCUAACUUUAGUGUCCAAGCUUGGGCGCAGUUCGCGGAGUACCUUUGUUGUGGCCAAAAUAAGGAACUUUUUCCGCACCAAAUUUCCAGCUGCGCCUAGCCGUCGCAAAGCGAUGAUGAGCGAUUCUAACGCGCGUCGACCCGCCAUUAUUUUCCCGACAGACCGACAGAACAUCCGUUCAGAAAUAACCGAGAUUUUUUUGUUAGAAGCUUGAUCAUAAGUCAUCACUUUUACGCAAAAAUUCCAGCCUAAAAUAUAUCUUCUGUAGAUUGGUAUAUUCCCAUAAAAAUCAAAAUUUUGCACCAGAAGUUGGCAGAUUAAUGGUCAAAAAGGGGCUUUUCAAUCUGUCGGGAAAAUAAUGAGCACCCUGUCGCACCAAAAAAUUGCAUCGCCGCGGAGAAAAUGAAUUGUGUCGCGGCAAAAUCAAAUUUCUUUUCACUUCAGCGACGCGAUCGGCGCAGCGGUAUUAUCCUUAUUAUUUUCCCGACAGACUGAUACCUAUAUAUUCCAUUAACAAUCUACCUGUUUCAGGUAACCCCCGGCGGCACGAUAGUCGGCGAAAACGAGAUCAAGGUGGAGUGGUGCGACGAGGCGGACAUGGAGCUGCGGACUCUGAUACUAUGCAUCGGACUAGUCCAAACAAUACGCGAGGCCUUCCCCAGUCUUCUACAUAUCCUCCAGGAAUACCGAAUAAAACAAAACAGUUAA